AUGGAUAUGAGCAGUGAUUCGAGCAGUUCUGACUGCCAAAUUUCUAUGUUAUGGAACUGGUACACAAUUGACGCCUGCUUCCUUUCCACAUCAUGGCACAUUACCAACAACGGCAUGUUUGCCGCAACAUGCAUUGGCGUGAUUCUGAUGGUGGUCCUGCUCGAGUUCCUGCGCCGACUCGGAAAGGAGUACGACGCCCUCAUCCUGCGGCAGUUCCAGAGACAUGUUGCCGCUCAGUCGGUCGCUGCCGCUGCCAAGAAGGAGGCGCCGGAACCCGUUUCGUGCUGCGCGCCGCCGCCGGAUGAGGAGGAAGUCGAGGCCGCCAAACCGGGCCCUAGAACCAUCACCUUUCGCGCCACCCCGCUGCAGCAGCUCAUCCGCUCCGUUAUUCACGCCGUUACAUUUGGUCUUGCGUACAUUGUCAUGUUGCUCGCCAUGUACUUUAACGGCUACAUAAUCAUUUCCAUCAUCAUUGGAGCCGGCAUUGGAAAAUUUGUCUGCGAUUGGAUGGUGCUCAAGGUCGUUGUUGGUCUCGAUGAAUCGAGUGGCGGCGUGGCUGGCAUCGAGGAGCCUACUGUGUGUUGCGGGUGA
Messenger RNA from Pestalotiopsis fici W106-1, 591 nucleotides. RefSeq lists its product as uncharacterized. Gene Ontology annotation, biological process: copper ion transmembrane transport. Gene Ontology annotation, molecular function: copper ion transmembrane transporter activity. The coding region runs from base 1 to 591 and encodes 196 amino acids. Gene Ontology annotation, cellular component: membrane. The transcript has 2 exons. NCBI's taxonomy places the organism in Eukaryota, Fungi, Ascomycota, Sordariomycetes, Amphisphaeriales, Sporocadaceae. The record is from RefSeq and is a predicted model, not a curated record.